GGGAAAGAAGUGGAAAUGUUAUGAUGUUCCGAAGACGGCCACUUUCAUAAAAUUGUGUUCUUUUAUCGUAGCCAUUUCCCAGAUGAUAUAAAUUAGCCGCGCCAAAACUUAGUUGUAAACUCGCUAGCUAGCUUGCUAACCUACUAAAUAGCCAGUAAAUAGUGAGAGCUAGCUAUUUUGUUUGUAAUUUUGCUUACACUGCAGAAAUUGAAUUAGGUGUCAGGACAGGUUUUUGGAAUAGAAAUUAUCCAUGCCUGGAUCUAUGGCCUGAACAUUACCUUAUAUAGGCCUGUUUUCGGACUUCGAGGACUUGCAGCCCUAUUCUGCGCUUGUAAAAUGUAAACGAGGAACACGUACAUCCACUUUGGAUAACCGGGACUCUGCCCAUCUCUCCAGCAGCCCUACCCCUCUCGCAGACUCUGACAGCAAAACACUGGGAGGGCACACACUACCAAUAAAUACGAAACAUGUCAUCCUCAGAACAGAUUAUUGCAAUCGUAAUGGAUGAUAAAACCUACAACGUGAGUAAAAGCAAGCUGAUUGAAAAGAGCGACUACUUCCGUGCACUAUACAGUUCUGGAAUGCGGGAGUCCGGAGAGGAUUCGGUCCAGCUCCAGGGAUUAAGUGUACCCGGGCUAGAAUUAGUCCUGGAGUUCAUCAACACCUCCAAAGUGCAGGUUGUCAAUGAGACAUUAGAGGAUUUGAUCGAGACGGCAUCUUUUUUGCAGGUGACUUCAAUUUUAAAAUUGCUCUUGUCGGAAAUCAGGCAGGAUAACUGCGUGGAACUGUACAAUCUUUCGGAGAUUUACGGAACUCACGACCUGAGGAACGCUUGUCUGAAAUUCAUGACCUGUCACUACCACCCGAUGCUCCGGAGAUCCGAGUUCCGAAGCCUCCCGUCUUCCCUCCGCAAACACGUUCGAGAGAUGCGCAUGAAAGGUACGGCUACUCUAGUAGCUAUUGGAGAUUUCAUCGGGACCUGUCUGGACCUAGCAGACCAGGACGAACCCUGGUCAAUGCUUCGUUACGGUGAGUUGGAACAGCGCUGGAAGCCGCUAGCUAACAACCUGCCAUCGGACAUGGUAAACGUGAGAGGGUACGGGUCUGCCGUACUGGACAAUUACUUGUUCAUCGUUGGAGGUUACCGAAUGACGAGUCAAGAGAUAUCGGCAGCCCACUGUUACAACCCCUGUCGAAAUGAGUGGAAUCAGAUUGCGCCCCUGAAUCAAAAGAGGUCCAAUUUCAAGCUGCUGGCAGUGAGUGGGAAGCUGUAUGCGGUGGGCGGACAGUGUCUAGGCACAGUUGAGUGCUACAGUCCAGAGCAGGACUGGUGGACCUGCGUAUCCUCCCUGCCAGACCCGUUGGCAGAGUUUUCCGCCUGCGAGUGUCAGGGCAUGAUCUACGUUAUGGGCGGGUACACUGCCAGAGACCGGAACACCAGCGUGCUGCGCUACUGCCCCACCUCCGACACCUGGUCGGUGUUCAGCUCCUGCUCGGCCCACGUGCGCAAGCAGCAGAUGCUCUCGGUGGAGGACACGGUGUACCUGGUGGGGGGCUACACUCACGAGCUGGAGCCAGAGCGCCGUAGGGCCAGCCAGACGGAGGACAUGCUGACCGUGCAGUCCUACAAUGUGUCCACGGGGGAGUGGCUCCACCUGAAGGAGAACACCUCCAAGUCGGGCCUCAACCUGACCUGCACGCUGCACAACGACGGCAUCUACAUCAUGAGCCGCGAUGUCAGCCUGCCCACCAGCCUGGAGCACAGGGUGUUCCUCAAGUACAACAUCUUCUCUGACGCCUGGGAGGCGUUUCGCCGCUUCCCCGCGCUGGGCCAGAACAUGCUCCUGUGCUCCCUCUACCUCCCCAACGUCCUGUGAACGCGGCAGGGCCUGCGGACUCGGCCCAGGAGCGGAGCGGAGCGGAGCGCCGGGCUAGCCGGGGCUGACGCCACAGGAGGUUCCUGCCCGACGGCGGCUUCCUGGAGCAGGUGGUCGUAGCCUUGCUAGCCUUGUGAACAGAGAGCGGCUGGGUGUCUCAAAGUGCUCGAUCUGCCUGUUCAACGAGAUGCUGUAGCUGAACCGCUCCAUCCGAAAGAGGGUCCCUGAACGUGCACUGUAAAUGGCUUGAAUGAGAGUGUAAUCUAAGAAUAACAAAACAACGAGCUUUCGGUAGUUAACUUAAAGUGGGCUCCUGAGAUGUGUUUUGAAUCCACCACUCAUACGUUAGGGGCUGUUGCUGCUUGAAAUUCUCCCACCUACGCUGUGUGGGAUAACACCAACCAUUCCAUUUGCCACUGCAGAGAAUGGCCUCUUUCCCCAAAGGGGAGGAGAUGAGUUUUGCACAAAAUCAAAAGUACAUUUCAAACCUUGCAAGAACCAAAUUUUCAACACUAAUAGAUCAACACUAAUCAGAUAUUUACAAUAGAACAUAAAAUAAAAAGGUACUUUGCCAGAACAGGCUCUGGUUUUACAUGGCCUGCUUUGGAGUAGAGAUUCUGGAAAGUGGAGCUACUUACUGAGGUCUCCUGCUGUUACAUAUGAGGUCCCUCCAGCUGCCUCUGUUUCCAUUAGUCUUAAAAUCUCAGAGGUGAGAUGUCCCAGUAAACUCUAAUAUGCAUCUCUUUUUGCAUCCAUAUUUUGUAGAAAGGGGUGAUGAAAUAUUCUUACCCUGCACAUUACAAGACACCCUAGAGAAAUGCAGUCAGAACCUUAAAAAGGAUUGAAGGACCAGUCUAUUGACAUUUCCAGAAUGAAUGGGAAUUGCUGAAUAGGACCCAAAUUAUAACCACGGUUUAACUGAGUGUUCAGUGAACACAAUGGCUACAGUUAACUCUAAGAUGUAAGCUGGAGGAAAGUUAUUAUUACCGGCUUUAUUUAAGCACUACAUUUGAUUUCAGCCUUCUUGAAGUCUAAAGAUAUUGCACAAAACAUGACGCACAAAUCUAUACUUAAAAAGAAAUAAAUAAACAGUAUUAUAUUGCGAGCUACUGGCCAAAACUGUUUUACAAGUGUAAACAGGAGAAUUGUGAAGAGAGGAGCCUUAUUGAUGAGAAAUUUAGUUUUGAGAGGAUAAAAUAAAUCUUUCCUGUGGUGAUAAACGUUAUGGGAGCAUAACAUUUCAGUUUCUGAGACUGCGAGAGUAUUUUUCCGUUGUUGUUUUCAUUUGUGAGACUUGGUGAAUGUUUUAUUUGUCCCUGUUUAAUGCUGUUCAGUGUUCCACUGAGGCCUUUGAUAUUAGAAUAAUAAAUACAUCUCUUCAGGGAAGUGA
Messenger RNA from Conger conger (European conger), 3267 nucleotides. RefSeq names its product kelch-like family, member 42 (gene klhl42). Lineage: Eukaryota; Metazoa; Chordata; Actinopteri; Anguilliformes; Congridae. Gene Ontology annotation, molecular function: protein binding. The record is from RefSeq and is a predicted model, not a curated record. The transcript has 3 exons. The coding region runs from base 468 to 1877 and encodes 469 amino acids.